AUGACCAAGCCAAUGCUGCCAAAGACGGCCGAGAAGAAGCCGCCAGCGGAGGAAGUUCCAGUGGAUGGUGCAGCAAAGGCACCGACAGAGGGGGAGGCCAAGCCAGACGCAGCACCUCCUCCAGAGGAACAAGCCCCAGAUCUAGCACCAGAGGCCCCUGUUGAGCCAGCAGCACCCGCAGCAGAGCCAGUCCCAGCAGAAGGAGCCCCAGCUCCGGCACCCCCAGCUGAGGAUGGGGCCUCUCCGGCAGAAGGAGACCCACCAGCCGAUAGAGCUCCCCCUGCAGAGGGUGCCACAGCAGAGCCUGCCCCGGCACCAGAGCCUGCCCCGGCACCAGAGCCUGCCCCGGCACCAGAGCCCGUACCAGAGUUGGAACCUCCUAGGAGUAGGCAUUGAUUUAUUUUCCUCUAAGCUAGGGUCAACUAUUAGGGGCAUGGUUUGUUCUGUAAUAAAUACUGGGAUUUCUUUAAUGAUGAUGAUAAUGAUGAUAAUAAGAUAGAAGGUAAACCCUGGCUGUGGUUUCUAUGGUUCUGUUCUCCUUUUUACUGUUAUUGUAAGGGGCAAUGUAAGUAGGAAUGGACAGUGCCACCUUCAUUGGUAAAUCAGAGAUGAUUGUUGUAUGUUUUGUCUCUCUGUAU
Messenger RNA from Salvelinus namaycush (lake trout), 638 nucleotides. RefSeq names its product skin secretory protein xP2. NCBI's taxonomy places the organism in Eukaryota, Metazoa, Chordata, Actinopteri, Salmoniformes, Salmonidae. Bases 1 to 396 code for a protein of 131 amino acids. The record is from RefSeq and is a predicted model, not a curated record. The transcript has a single exon.